This is a messenger RNA of Amblyraja radiata (thorny skate), 1212 nucleotides long. Its product is annotated as histamine H2 receptor. Gene Ontology annotation, molecular function: G protein-coupled receptor activity. The record is from RefSeq and is a predicted model, not a curated record. NCBI's taxonomy places the organism in Eukaryota, Metazoa, Chordata, Chondrichthyes, Rajiformes, Rajidae. The transcript is spliced from 2 exons. Bases 1 to 1101 code for a protein of 366 amino acids. Gene Ontology annotation, biological process: adenylate cyclase-activating adrenergic receptor signaling pathway; positive regulation of MAPK cascade. Gene Ontology annotation, cellular component: plasma membrane.
AUGGAGAAUGGUCAGAACAUCACCAGUGAAUGUGAAAGCAGGUCUGUGCUCUCCACAGUCCUGGUUGGGCUGGUGAUGGGCAUGAUUACACUAAUAACCAUCUUCGGCAAUGUGUUGGUGUGCUUAGUGGUGGGGUUGAACCGUAAACUCCAGAGCCACACUAACUCUUUAAUUGUGUCCCUGGCAGCAACUGACUUACUGCUGGGUUUAUUGGUCAUGCCUUUCUCGACAACCUUGCAACUUCUUAAUUCAGAGUGGCCUUUUGGGCCCACUUUCUGUAAUAUCUACACCAGCAUGGACGUCAUGUUGUCCACGGCUUCCAUCCUCAAUCUGUUUGCGAUCAGCCUCGAGCGUUACCUCGCAGUCACUGCCCCUCUGAGGUACAACAUAGUCAUUACUCCAAAUAGGGUAAUCGUCUCACUCGUCUUCAUUUGGUGCAUCUCCAUCAUGUUUUCCUUUUUGCCCAUCAACCUGGGAUGGAAUAGCAAAGACGCGUUAACGCAAAGCUUGAAUGAGACCAAUCAGUGCCACUUGGAGAUGAACACAUCGUAUGCCAUUGUGGAUGCUUUCAUCACCUUUUAUAUCCCCUUAGCCAUCAUGUGCCUAACGUAUUACAAAAUAUUCAAAAUUGCAAGAGAGCAAGCAAAAAGAAUCAGCUCUGCCACCAGAAGUACAUUGCCAGGUUUGAAGGAGCAUAAAGCAACGGUAACUCUAGCAACCGUGAUGGGAGUCUUCAUUAUUUGCUGGUUCCCUUAUUUUACAGUGUUUCUCCAUGCAGGGAUUUCAGGGAUUCAAUCCGACAAGACCGUCUUUGCUGUGGUGCUAUGGUUGGGUUAUGUCAACUCGGCUCUGAACCCUAUAGUUUAUGCGGCCCUCAAUCGGGAUUUCCGCAUGGCAUACCAGAAGCUACUGUUCUGCAGGAAGAGGAAUGCAUGCAACAGGGGCUCACUCAUCAACUAUCAGGCCGGUCGAUCCAGGAAUGAGCAGUGUCACCAGCUGGUCCGAAUCUUGGAUGAUAAUGAGCCAAGUUCAGACAAUACUAUCAACAAAGAUACUUGUCUCUGCACUGAAGACUCUGAAAGGUCGCUAGAUGAAAUUUAACAGGCUGGACAGGUGGUGUGAGAGGGACAAACUGAUGCAUCCCAAUAGAAUUAUGACUCCAGCCAACUAAUUACAGUACUGCAGCAAAUGAUGGCCAAGUUUGAAUCUCAG